CACAGAGAGCAAAUCUAGCACACCGCAGCUGAUAUCGGCUUGAGUGCAUCGCUUGUUCUGCUAUGAGAAGGCUGUGUGUGUUUGUGUUGUUGGUGAGCGUCCUCGUCUGUCCGGCGGAUCUUUCUCCGGUGAUCAGGCCUGAACCCAUCCGCUGCGCUCCAUGCUCUCGGGAGCAGCUGGACUCCUGCCCCGCCGUAUCCUCGGACUGUCCAGAGGUGCUGCGAGAGCCGGGCUGCGGAUGCUGUAUGUCCUGUGCGCUGAAGAAAGGAGAGUCCUGUGGCGUUUAUACGGCUCCCUGCGGCGCUGGCCUGCACUGUGCCCCGAGACCCGGUGACCCGCGGCCGCUGCACGCUCUGACCCGCGGACACGCCGUCUGUGUAGAGUUUGACCACACGCAAGAUGAGCCAGACAUCACGUCUGACCAGGACUCGCUGCAUUACCUGCUGAGCCUCAACCGGCCGCUGGACCCCCGGGACGCAGCGGAGGCUCAGGAGAACAUCAAGGCAAGAGUCAACGCCAUCCGGAAGAAACUGAUCCCACAGGGUCCGUGUCACACUGAGUUGCACGCAGCUCUGGACGUCAUCACUGAAUCCCAGCAGACGUUAGGAGAGAAGUUCACCAGCUUCUACCUGCCCAACUGUGACCAGCACGGGUUCUUCAAGACCCAGCAGUGUGAGACGUCUCUGGUGGGCCAGCCCCCCCGCUGCUGGUGCGUGUCGUCCUGGAACGGGAAGAGAAUCCGUGAGGAUCUGGCGUCUGAUUCCCAGUGUCUUCAGGAGCUCACGCACUGAACCAAAGCUCCAGCGCACUUACAUUAGGUUUCCUUCCGUACUAUAUUUAUUCUUAGUUAUAUGACUAAUAUUUAUGAACUAGUUGAUGAACUGCACCUCAGCAAGAUCCAGAUCUAGGUCUUCAGAAGCUCAGAGAAAGCUUCACUCUCCACGUAAACCACGUCUGUUUUACUGAUGUUAUGACUGAUUCUGAUUCUGUCUGAGUUCGCUGUGCUUUUUCCUGACCAGUUUAAUUCAGUUGAAGUGUGCAAGUGCACAGCAGAAGUCCAAGGUGAACCUAUUUGGACGUUGAUAUUAUAUGUUGAUAUUUGGAUGAUGAUGAUAUUAGUCUGUAAACCAUUCCAUUUGUUUUUAAACUCAAUGUUGUUUGCUUUAUGAUAUAUGACUAUGUAUUUAAACCAAAUGUCUACCUCACAUUAGACAUGACGCCUUUAAGGACUCAUGCAUUUAACAUAUUUAAGAGUGCUGCUGUAUUUAUUCUGAAAAUAUUAUUUUAUUGAAUAUUAAUGUAAUGUUUAUAAUCUCAAGAGUUUGUUUCAAUAAACUGUUAGAGACUGUA
Molecule: messenger RNA, 1350 nt
Organism: Carassius auratus (goldfish)
Lineage: Eukaryota; Metazoa; Chordata; Actinopteri; Cypriniformes; Cyprinidae
Gene: igfbp1b
Product: insulin-like growth factor binding protein 1b
Exons: 4
Coding region: 63-791 (242 amino acids)
Biological process (GO): regulation of insulin-like growth factor receptor signaling pathway
Cellular component (GO): extracellular region
Molecular function (GO): insulin-like growth factor I binding; insulin-like growth factor II binding
Source: RefSeq, a predicted model, not a curated record